GUGUAUGUAUCUGGCAGGUGAAAGGAAAGCAAGCCAGGAUGGAUUUUUACGACACUCAAACCUUGGGGGUUGUGGUCUUUGGUGGAUUUAUGGUUGUUUCCGCCAUCGGCAUCUUCCUGGUGUCAACCUUCUCCAUGAAGGAGACGUCAUAUGAAGAAGCCCUAGCCAAUCAGCGCAAGGAGAUGGCGAAAACUCACUACCAGAAAGUAGAGAAGAAAAAGAAGGAGAAAACAGUAGAGAAGAAAGGAAAGACCAAGAAAAAGGAAGAGAAACCCAAUGGGAAGAUACCUGACCAUGAGCCAUCCCCCAACCUGACCAUCCUCCUCAAAGACCCAGUGCGGGCACCUGCAGUGGCUGUGGCACCAACCCCAGUCCAGCUGCCUGUGGUCUCUGCUCCUGUAGCCGCGGUACCAGCCAUGCCCCAAGACAAGGCGGCCUCCUCCCCUAAGGACAAAAAGAAGAAGGAGAAAAAAGUGGCAAAGGUGGAACCAGCAGUCAGUUCUGUAGUGAAUUCCAUCCAGGUUCUCACCUCCAAGGCUGCUGUCUUAGAAGCUGCUCCCAAGGAGGUGCCUAUGGUGGCUGUGCCCCCAGUGGGUGCCAAGGCCAGUACUCCAGCCACUGGCACUGCACCGGGCAGAAAGGCAGAGGGGGCCCAGAACCAGAGCAAAAAGUCAGAGGGAACCCCAAACCAGGGUAAAAAGUCAGAGGGAACCCCAAACCAGGGCAAAAAGUCAGAGGGAACCCUGAACCAGAGCAAAAAGGGAGAGGGAACCCCAAACCAGGGCAGAAAGUCAGAAGGAACCCCAAACCAGGGCAAAAAGUCAGAGGGCACCCCGAACCAGGGCAAAAAGUCAGAGGGUACCCCAAACCAAGGCAAAAAGUCAGAGGGAACCCCAAACCAGAACACAAAGUUAGAGAGCAACCCAAACCAGGGCAAAAAGUCAGAGGGAACCCCUAACCAGAGCAAAAAGGCAGAGGGUACCCCAAACCAGAGCAAAAAGGCAGAGGGUACCCCAAACCAGAGCAAAAAGGCAGAGGGUACCCCAAACCAGAGCAAAAAGACAGAUGGGGCCCAGAAUCAGGGCAAAAAAGUGGAAGGGGCCCAGAACCAGGGCAAAAAGGCAGAGGGAACCCCGAACCAGAGCAAAAAGGGGGAGGGAACCCAGAAUCAGGGCAAAAAAGUGGAGGGAGCUCAGAAUCAGGGCAAAAAGGCAGAGGGGGCCCCCAACCAGGGCAAACCAGUGGAAGGGGCCCAGAACCAGGGCAAAAAGGCAGAGGGAACCCCGAACCAGAACAAAAAGGGGGAGGGAACCCCGAACCAGAGCAAAAAGGGGGAGGGAACCCCAAACCAGAGCAAAAAGGCGGAGGGCACCCCAAACCAGAGCAAAAAGGCGGAGGGCACCCCGAACCAGAGCAAAAAGGCGGAGGGAACCCCGAACCAGAGCAAAAAGGGGGAGGGCACCCCGAACCAGAGCAAAAAGGCGGAGGGAACCCCGAACCAGAGCAAAAAGGGGGAGGGAACCCCAAACCAGAGCAAAAAGGGGGAGGGAACCCAGAAUCAGGGCAAAAAGGCAGAAGGGGCCCAGAAUCAGGGCAAAAAGUCUGAGGGGGCCCCUAACCAGGGCAAAAAGGCAGAGGGGCCCCAGAACCAGGGCAAAAAGGCAGAGGGGCCCCAGAACCAGGGCAAAAAGGCAGAGGGGGCCCAGAACCAGGGCAAAAAGGUGGAUUCGGUUGCUAAUCAGGGCACAAAGUUGGAGGGUGUUGCGAACCAGGGGAAAAAAGGAGAGGGGGCCCCUAAUCAAGGCAAAAAGGCAGAGGGGACCCCGAACCAGGGCAAAAAGGCAGAAGGGUCCCCCAACCAGAGCAAAAAGGUGGAUGCAUCUGCCAAUCAGGGUAAAAAGGCAGAGUCAGCUCCUAGCCAGGGCAAAAAUGCAGAUAUGGUCCAAAGCCAGGAGGCACCAAAGCAAGAGGCUCCUGCAAAGAAGAAGUCUGGUUCAAAGAAGAAAAGUGAGCCUGGGCCCCCGGACUCCGACAGCCCUCUCUACCUGCCCUACAAGACCCUGGUCUCCACGGUCGGAAGCAUGGUGUUCAAUGAGGGCGAGGCCCAGCGGCUCAUCGAGAUCCUGUCCGAGAAGGCUGGCGUCAUUCAGGACACCUGGCAUAAGGCCACUCAGAAGGGUGACCCUGUGGCAAUUCUGAAACGCCAGCUGGAAGAGAAGGAAAAGCUGCUGGCCACAGAGCAGGAAGAUGCAGCUGUCGCCAAGAGCAAACUGAGGGAACUCAAUAAGGAGCUGGCAGCAGAAAAGGCCAAGGCAGCAGCCGGGGAGGCCAAGGUGAAAAAGCAGCUCGUGGCCCGGGAGCAGGAGAUCACGGCCGUGCAGGCGCGCAUGCAGGCCAGCUACCGGGAGCACGUGAAGGAGGUGCAGCAGCUGCAGGGCAAGAUCCGGACUCUUCAGGAGCAGCUGGAGAACGGCCCCAACACGCAGCUGGCCCGUCUGCAGCAGGAGAACUCCAUCCUGAGGGACGCCUUGAACCAGGCCACGAGCCAGGUGGAGAGCAAGCAGAAUGCGGAGCUAGCCAAGCUCCGGCAGGAGCUCAGCAAGGUCAGCAAGGAGCUGGUGGAGAAGUCGGAGGCUGCCCGGCAGGAGGAGCAACAGCGGAAGACUCUGGAGGCCAAGGCAGCCACCUUUGAGAAGCAGGUCUUGCAGCUGCAGGUGUCUCACAAGGAGAGUGAGGAGGCCCUGCAGAAGCGCCUGGACGAGGUCAGCCGGGAGCUCUGCCGCUCGCAGACCAGCCACGCCAGCCUGCGGGCAGAUGCUGAGAAGGCCCAGGAGCAGCAGCAGCAGAUGGCCGAGCUGCACAGCAAGUUGCAGUCCUCCGAGGCGGAGGUGAAGAGCAAGUGCGAGGAGCUGAGCGGUCUCCACGGGCAGCUCCAGGAGGCCAGGGCAGAGAACUCAGAGCUCACAGAGAGAAUCCGGUCCAUCGAGGCCCUGCUGGAGGCGGGCCAGGCCCAGGAUGCCCAGGUCAGCCAGGCCAGCCAAGCAGAGGCCGACCAGCAUCAGGCCCGCCUCAAGGAGCUAGAGUCCCAGGUGUGGUGUCUGGAGAAGGAGGCCACGGAGCUCAAGGAAGCAGUCGAGCAGCAGAAAACGAAGAACAACGAGCUCCGAGAAAAGAACUGGAAGGCGAUGGAGGCACUGGCCUCGGUGGAGAGAGGCUGUGAGGAGAAGCUGCGCUCCCUGACCCGGGCCAAGGAGGAGUCAGAAAGGCAGCUCAGCCUGACUGAGGCACAGACCAAGGAGGCCCUGCUGGCUCUGCUCCCUGCGCUCUCUGACUUGACACACCAGAAUUAUGCCGAGUGGUUGCAAGAACUCAAAGAGAAAGGCCCUGAGCUUCUGCAGCAGCCGUCAGCUAACACUGAGCCUGUCUCGGACCUGGCCUCUAAGCUGAGGGAGGCUGAGGAGACCCAGAGCACCCUGCAGGCCGAGUGUGAGCAGUACCGCACCAUCCUGGGGGAGACGGAGGGCAUGCUCAGAGACCUGCAGAAGAGUGUGGAAGAGGAGGAGCAAGUGUGGAAGGCCAAAGUGAGCGCCACGGAGGAGGAGCUCCAGAAGUCACGGGUCACAGUGAAACAUCUCGAAGAGAUUGUAGAGAAGCUAAAAGGAGAACUUGAAAGUUCAGAUCAGGUUAGGGAGCACACCUCGCAACUGGAGGCAGAGCUGGAGAAGCACAUGGCAGCGGCCAGCGCUGAGUGCCAGAGCUAUGCCAAGGAGGUGGCAGGGUUGAGGCAGCUUUUACUAGAAUCGCAGUCUCAGCUGGAUGCAGCCAAGAGUGAAGCCCAGAAACAAAGCGAUGAGCUCGCCCUGGUCAGGCAGCAGUUGAGUGAGAUGAAGAGCCACGUAGAGGAUGGUGACGUGGCUGGGUCCCGGGCUGCCCCCUCAGAGGCCCCCCCAGCAGAGCAGGACCCCGUCGAGCUGAAAACACAGUUGGAGCGGACAGAAGCCAUCCUGGAGGACGAGCAGACACAGCGGCAGAGGCUCAUGGCCGAGUUCGAGGAGGCCCAGAGCUCGGCGUCUCGGCUACAGGAAGAGCUGGAGAAGCUCCGCAGCGCCGGCCCCCUCGAGGCUUCAGAAGCAGAGGAGGCCACAGAGCUGAAGGAGAGACUAGAAAAAGAGAAGAAGUUAACAAGUGACCUGGGCCGCGCUGCCACCAAGCUACAGGAGCUUUUAAAGACAACCCAAGAGCAGCUAGCAAAGGAGAAAGACACAGUGAAGAAGCUGCAGGAGCAGCUGGAUGAAACAGAGGACAGUAGCAGCUCAAAAGAGGGCACCUCUGUCUGAGUCGUCUCUGUGGAAAAGAAGUUACCGUUCAACUUACCAAAAUGCCUUACACAUUCCUUACGAAUAAAUAAACCAACCGACACAGC
Ceratotherium simum simum (southern white rhinoceros) is the source of this 4423-nucleotide messenger RNA. The record is from RefSeq and is a predicted model, not a curated record. NCBI's taxonomy places the organism in Eukaryota, Metazoa, Chordata, Mammalia, Perissodactyla, Rhinocerotidae.